AGAAUUUCGGACCAAGCCAUUGCAGUUUUGAGGCUCUGGGGGUCUCGGGUUGCAUGUUGCAGAUGGAGUUUGCUAUGUUCGCAUGGGUCUUGCUGGCGAGCCCCAUCUUGGGAAGCUCAAUGGCUCCCAUCUGCCACGGAUUCGGAGGCAUCGGAGAUGGGUGCGCCGCAGCCAAACCUGGAGAUUCGGGCAAAAGCAGCGGAAUCUCACUGGGCGACACCACCUUGGCAGUGAAAGUGAGUGUACUGGGAUGCUUUUCAAAGCCGUGCUGGCUGCAAAACAUUAGAGUCGGAGUGGACGACAGCAACUCGGUGGCCAGCCUUGCGAAGGUGGGUGUCUAUCUGUCGGAUGGGACGUUGGUGGCCUCUUCCCAGGCCCGUGAUGUGCCCACAUCUCUGCCAGACCACCAAUGGCUUGCCUUUGCGUUUCGAGGCCAUGACAAAGAACUACGCACCACUUCUGAGCAAGACUACGUAUGGCUUGUGGUCAACACAGAAAACAGCGUCAAGCUGACCUAUGAAAACGCUGACUCAGGCGAUGAGGCGACCAGAACUGUUUCCGAGCUCUUUGCAGGUGCGUUUGUGGCAGUGCGCAUUUGGGACACAGAGCCUGGUCGGCGGCAAUGGGCCGGCCACUUCCGCAACUUGAGGGUGCAGAUGGAUCUGGGGGACGUGUCAAUCCUGCCUGGCACCUUGCCUUUGAUACUGGAAUCUCCGCAUGGAGGGCGCAUCACGGAGGGUUGGCCAACUCGAGUCACCGGAGUUUUGGACUCUGACCGCAACACGGAUUUGUUCACAGAGGAGUUGUGGAGCGAGCUUGGUGCUCGCUGUGGUCGCACUCCGGUCGCUGUGAUUUUCAGGGUAGCUCGCAAAGGUAUUGAUGCCAAUCGGGCUACUGGCAGUGGCACGCACACCCGUGGUGGAGAACUUUGCGCGGACCAAAGCAACAGCCAAUGUUGCUGUGACUUAGCCAGUGCUAGCGACGAAGAGGUUGCCAUGGACCUCAACGACGUCUAUCACUCUUUGCUAUCCUCAGAGGUGGCGGGGGCCAACGGCGCUUUGCUUGUGCCGAUUCAUGGCACAGGCAGAGACCGAGUGGAAUUGGGAGUUCGACUCUCCGCGUCAGAUCUGAACCAAGGAGCAGGCCUAGCGCCACCGUCGCUGGCUGAUCACGACUCUGACUCUUCCCUGCGCGCCUUGGGAAACGCGACAUAUAUGAUUUGGGGCACGGAGAGUUUCGGGUCCCAUCUGAAGAACAACAGGCCUUCCAUGGAAGUGAUCCCCUCUUCAAAGCUCCUUUGCCCAGAUCCCAAUCUGUGUUCAGCAUCAUCCUACACCAGCAUCUUCAAUGGAGGGUAUAACUUGAAGAUCCACAUCACCAACACGCAGCCCGGAGUUCAGGUGGAGAUGCCCCAAGUGAUGCGAGGCUUUUGGUCGUCCCCUCCAGCGCCUGAGGCAGCUGCAGUCAAGCAGGUCGGUGCUGCGCUGGCUUCUUUCUUGAAUUUGCACUACCAGGAAUCCUGCCAGACACAUGUGAACUUUGGCUUGGCUUGCGGUUCGCACGGCCAGGCAGUUUCUGGCACUUGCAUGUGCGAAGACGGAUAUGAAGGUUCGAGUUGCGGUGAUUGCGCGGAGGGCUAUUUGCUGGUCACCGGCCAGUGCAUGCGUCUUGUGGUGCUGGGCCCACCCCCUGGUGUGACAGAGAAGUAUGGGUCAGCCUUUGCCACAACUAGCUCUGGCAGACCUUAUCUUUACACCCGCAAGUUCAGCACAGACUUGACAGACUGUGGCACUGGCUGCCAGCCGCUGGAUAUGAGUGUCCGCAUUCGUUGUGACGAUAAUCAAUGUCACAGUGACUUAGACAGCUCCUCAUAUACACUUGGCGCCGCAUUGUUUGAUGCAGCAGGCCACAAGAUGUGCAAUGGAACAGCUGCCCGAUCAGCCCAGGCAGCGACUGACUGGUGGCUUCAGAUUCCCCUGGCCUCCUGCCCAUUGCUGCAAAAUGGCAACCAAGAUCAUGUUGCGGUCUAUCUUGCAUUGUGGACUUCGAAACUGAUUAAGAUUCGAUGGGAGCAAGAGCCGGCCUUGUCAGCCAGAUCCCGUGGGCUUCAAUACAAGACGGCUGACUACUACCAGGAUCCAAGUGCUCAAUCGUUUGAGCAUUUGAUUGACGCAGUGCCCCCCGCACAGCUUCCUAGCUGGCGAGACCUUUCUUGUGAAAGCCCCAGUCAUUGUGGGACUCAGGAUUCUUGCGAUUGCAUUAGUGGCUGUACCUGCCGAAGUUGGAGCGGCAACUUCUAUGGCAUGAUGGCAACUCUGAGCAUGCAGCCAGCUUAGCAUGAACCUGUAUCCUCAGAGGAAAUGCCAGUUACAAAGACUGGUUUCCUUUUCUAUUUCCGCUGUCCCCCAUACUUAUCACAUGUUGUUGGCCACACGGCGUUCACCUUCAGGAUGCUAGGGGACCGCGGCUGCAGGCGCAUUCUGCUGCUAUUCUCGCGGUGGCAAGCGCGGCUUCACUCUCAGGUCUGCCCAGUUAUUGCCAUUGAGCCGACCCGGGAUUGUCCUCUUUUUUUUGCCCUGGAACUACUGCAAGGAGGUACAGGCUUGUCCAAUUCUUGUAAAGACCAACCUUUGCUUGCAGGCCCUGUGCGCGUUUGAAGCAGCUUGCUGAGCAGUUGCCGCUGGCUCCACGGGCGUGACAAGAUUGAAUUUCCGACACGCGCGAAGAUGGCGUGUGUUUGCUCUCUUCACUUGUGCCUUCUCAUGAGAAAA
Effrenium voratum is the source of this 2771-nucleotide messenger RNA. The record is from the annotation of a GenBank genome assembly. Lineage: Eukaryota; Dinophyceae; Suessiales; Symbiodiniaceae.